Messenger RNA from Cladocopium goreaui, 1595 nucleotides. Lineage: Eukaryota; Dinophyceae; Suessiales; Symbiodiniaceae. The record is from the annotation of a GenBank genome assembly.
AUAUAUAGGUUUGCCAGACAUAGCCUCAAUGUCACAAGCAAACGCCGUGCAUGCCAUGCUUGCGCGGCUGGCACAUUCCUUGAAACGAGCGCCAGAGGUGGAACGACAAGGAAAUACCGUUCUCAAUGAGAUCACUCAGACAAUUGAGAAGAAAACACUCUACAUCAUUCGGCGAGUGGCCAAGGCUGGCUGUGUUGGAAAGCAGACUCUACAUUGAGGCGCAUGCUGGCCAAGUUGAAGAGACCUCACGAGGUUUUCUUAGAUAAGGUUGACGACAUUUUGACCCUAAACUUCGCGGAUCUUGCUGGAAAGCAAAUGCAGCAUACCGACAGCUUCUUCUACAAGGGAUUCUUUUGUGAUUUACUACCCUGCUAUUUUGAUUUCCUACCCUGCCAAUACCUGGAUUUGGACCCGGAAAAGCAGAUCAGAGGUGCUCUGCAAGCACAGGAAAAGACAUCGAAGGUAAGCCUCUCUGAAGGCAGAGUGAUCUUCAUGAAAGAGCAGAGUUCCUUCCUUUGUGCACCAACUGGCACGGCUGCUGAAGUUUUGGAGCCAUUCUGUACUCGUCCCAUGUUUUUUCAAUGGAAGGUUUUACACCAUGGAGCUGUUUGCGGUCUUGGCCUCUUGUCUUCUGAGGAAGAAUUUCAGGGAGAUCUCCUGCGAGGUUUUCGACUUGCACUACAUAAAGUUCAUCACUUCAAACUUUUGCAGAAGGCCUGGUACCGCCUGUGUGGACCGGAGGAAGCGAAGGAGAGUGCUUCAGUUUGUCCCUUGUGCUAUUGGAUCCGACAGAUCCAAGCAACAAUUUGCUUGCAGAGGAUCGCUGGCCUUACUUUGACAAGCUUGCAGAGUAUGCAAGCUGCACUCUGGAGAGGCUGCGAUGCCUUGAAUUUGGUAUUCCCGACUCGGUGGUGGAACUCUUCCGACCGCAGCCAGAUCUUUGGUUGCGACUACCCUUUGUGCCUCGCAAGGGCUCCUUCCUCGUUAGGGGAGAGAGGUGGAAUUUGUAAUUUGCGCAGCCCUUUCCAAUUCUGCAACGUCCAGUGUGUCCACGCUGUGAUAUGAGCGUGUCGGCUCACAUGUUGCACGCCAUGUUAGUGGCACGUCGCUUUGCAACCGUGGAAGCCAAGGAUAGCGUUCUUACCUCCGCCGAGCUGCAACGUUUGAUCCUGGAAGAUGCCCGGCACAAACUGGAGCAGUGUAUUAACCAGACAUUUGGCACCGCCUCCUCCUGGAUUCCAUCAACUGAGUCGUUCAACCAAAAGUCGGUUGUUCUUGUUUUGCCGAUUGGAGAUGAGACUACUGGCUCCGACGCAAAGUACCUCGUAUGACUGCAUACAGUGUGAAGUAGUUUCCGAUGAGCUAACAUGAGCUAACAUGAUCAAGGGUGCUCCCUGCCGCUGAUCCAUAUCAAAUACCCAGGCAACAUUAUGCCGAUGUGGUACAAAGUUAUGUAGGCAAUUUGAAACGAUAAACUCUUGGACGUGCCCGGGAAGGCAAUGUCCCUGACCAAAAGUGUUCCGCUGAGCCAAAACAGCAAGAAAACAUCAGCCACACGCUGCCUCCCGCGCAGCAUUUUCGAUGCUUGAUCUCCA